GCGAUCUGCACAAUCUGCGGUCAGAAGAAAGGCCUAUUGUGGGAUGGAGCGUAAUGCAUUCGUGAGGCCGUCGGACGACUGGGAUGCCAUGCCGGCCAUGAGCGACAGCGAUUGCGAGGUCUUCGCAGAUUCGCCGCGCGUGAAAAGGUCCCUGGCGCUGGCCAAGAGGCCUCAAGUCGGCGCGGCCAAGGAGCUCAAGAUGAGGCAGAAUGAUCGCAAAAUGUGGGAAGACAUCACCACAGAUGAUGAGGACACCUUUCCCAGAUGGGCACCCCAGGCGCGUCUUGUGGCGCCGCCGCCGCUGCCGGCGACGGAGGAGGGGUCUGGCUCGGACGGCGAAGGCUUGAGCUGGGAUCCAAUUUGCCUUGGAUCCACGUCCAGCGUCACGGAGCUCCUAUGGAACAAGACGAAACUGGAUGCGGGCGCUGCGGGCAUGCAGCAAGGGACCAUCUUUGACAAGUGGUCGUGGAGCACCACUGCCUCGGAAACUGCGCCACAAGAGCAGGCUUUGGGCACUUUGCCGGUUUACGAGGCUUCCGUGCACAACUCCCAGGAGACAACACCCAAGUCCUCUUCAAGCCAGGAGCGAUCGGUGGACAUUUCUGAGACCGAGGGCCUUGAGCGAGCUGAUCCGCCGCAAUUCCCUGGCCCUACUGGGUUGCCUCUGCGGCAACUUCCUGUGGAUGCUGUUCCUAUUCAGAUGCCAAUGCUUCAGAGCCAGGCCGAGACCGCUGCAUAUCCCACAGUGGCAAUUCCGCAGAUGCCACAGAUGCCACAGAUGCCGCAGAUUCCGCAGAUGAUUCUUCCCUUGGUGGCACCUGUCGCACCAGCGCCACUGGCACCAGGGCCCCUUGGGCCCAUGGUGUCAGGGCAGUUCCCGAUGAAUUUGGGGAUGUUGCCGAUCCUCAUGUCGAUGCCACAGCCGGCUGCACCAGUCAAGCCGCAGGCAGAUGAGGUUGCACGUCAGGGCCGUGACCUGGCGGCCAUCCAAGGGCCACCCUUUGGUCGGGCGCAUCGCUUCCACCAAAAAAACAACUGCAUGGGAGUUCUCUCGGCUGAUGCGCGCACCUUCACCAAGCGCUACAACAAGGGCCGGUUGAGCAUCAUCUGCGAAAACAAGGUUCAUUUCCACGGAUCUGUGAACUAUGCGGUGCAAUUCACAGAAGGCGAACUAUGCAGUGCCGAUGGCGUUGGGUUCAUCCUUUCCUCAGACCUGCCAUGCACCCGCAACAUCCAAAAGAUCGUGUCCAUUUUUGCCAAUCGCACAGGACGUAUUUGCAUCCGAGUUCAUGAUGAAGUGGUUCGGUGCCCUCAGCGCGUGAAAUGUCUGGAAAUCGGCGACUGGUUGGAGGUCAAGGCUGAUUUGGUGAACCAGACCGUGAGCUUCACUGUGUGGCCCCAGGACCCCUCUGCUGAGCCUUCUUUUGCGACGGUGUCAUUCAAAGAGACCUUCAAGGAGGCGCGCGGACGAGUGAAUGGCCUGCCCCGCGCACCCUGCGGCUUCCUGGCUGUGGUGGUGAAACACCUCGGUGUUUCGGUGAAUUUGGGAUCCUGAUGCUGGGAAGCAUCGCUGAAACGCUCAAACCUGGCCGCUGGGCGGCUGUUCGGUAACAUUUUUUCGUGCAGGUGUUGAGAACUGUGGCGAAACUGGAUAUGAAUGUCAAG
Molecule: messenger RNA, 1665 nt
Organism: Cladocopium goreaui
Lineage: Eukaryota; Dinophyceae; Suessiales; Symbiodiniaceae
Source: the annotation of a GenBank genome assembly